AUGCUGCCGGCGGCCGCUCGCCCCCUGUGGGGGCCGUGUCUCGGUCUCCGGGGCACCGCGCUCCGCCUCGCCAGGCGACAGGUGCCCGCUGUCUGGACCGUCCGGCAGAUGAGGAGCAGCAGCCACUGCAAAGCUGAAGUGCUCGCUGGUGCCCCCCUGGAUAAUGCCCCCAAGGAGUACCCCCCCAAGAUCCAGCAGCUGGUCCAGGACAUUGCCAGCCUCACGCUCCUGGAGAUCUCUGACCUCAAUGAGCUCCUGAAGAAAACGCUGAAGAUUCAAGACGUGGGGCUGAUGCCUGCCGGGGUGAUGCCAGGGGCUGCCCCUGCUGCCGUCCAAGCCCCCGAGGAGACAGAAGAACUCCCCAAGCAGAAGGAACAGACCCACUUCACUGUCCGCCUGACAGAGGCCAAGCCUGUGGACAAGGUGAAGCUCAUCAAGGAGAUCAAGAACUACGUGCAGGGCAUCAACCUGGUCCAGGCCAAGAAGCUGGUGGAAUCCUUGCCUCAGGAGAUUAAAGCCAACAUCGCCAAAGCCGAGGCCGAGAAGAUCAAGGCGGCACUGGAGGCGGUGGGCGGCACCGUGGUGCUGGAAUAA
Chrysochloris asiatica (Cape golden mole) is the source of this 594-nucleotide messenger RNA. It is a transcript of the gene MRPL12, whose product is annotated as mitochondrial ribosomal protein L12. NCBI's taxonomy places the organism in Eukaryota, Metazoa, Chordata, Mammalia, Afrosoricida, Chrysochloridae. Gene Ontology annotation, molecular function: structural constituent of ribosome. Gene Ontology annotation, cellular component: mitochondrial large ribosomal subunit; ribosome. The record is from RefSeq and is a predicted model, not a curated record. The transcript has 5 exons. Gene Ontology annotation, biological process: mitochondrial transcription; translation. Bases 1 to 594 code for a protein of 197 amino acids.